AUGGUGGUGGUAGUAGAGGUGACAGUGUUACUUCCGCCAAGUAUUACAGCUGUUGGGGCUCCUCCUGCUGAUAUUCCACCUGCUGCUGCUGCUGCUCCUGCUCCGCCGGGUAAUGAUGUUCCGCCAGGUGCUGGUGAUCCACCUGCUGCUGCUGCUCCGCCAGGUCCUGAUGCUACUCCGCUAGGUCCUGAUCCACCAGGUGCUGCUCCACCAGGUAACGGURUUCCACCAGGUGCUGGUGCUCCGCUGGGUAAUGAUGUUCCGCCAGCUGCUGCUCCUCCACCACCUGCUGCUGCUGCUCCGCCAGGUCCUGCUGCUACUCCACCAGGUGCUGCUCCGCCAGGUAACAGUGUUCCACCAGGUGCUGGUGCUCCGCUGGGUAAUAAUGUUCUGCUAGCUGCUGCUCCUCCACCUGCUGCUGCUCCGCCAGGUAACAAUGUCCCACCCGGCGCUGCUGCUGUUCCACCUGGUGCUCCACCUGGCGCUGCUGCUGUUCCAACUGAUGGUGUCGCUCCAACCGGCCUGGUCAGCGUGGCAAAGCCUAUAGAAAUAGGAGUUAAGACAGACACGCCUGCGCCUAAUGGUGGCGCUCCGCCUAGUGGUGUUGCUCCGCCUACUGGUGUUGCUCCGCCUGGUCCUGUCGCUGUGGCAGGGCUUGUACUGAUAGUAGGACUUGAGAUGGGCACACCUGCGCCUGGUGGUGCUGUUCCGCCCGGUCCUGUCGCUGUGGCAGGGCUUGUACUGAUAGUAGGGCUUGAGAUAGGCACACCUCCGCCUGGCGGUGCUGUUCCACCUGGUCUGAUUGGCAUGGCAGGGCUCGUGGUAAUAGGAGUGGAGACAGUCACACCUCCGCCUACUGGUGUUGCUCCGCCUGGUCCUGUCGCGGUGGCAGGGCUUGUAGGAAUAGUAGGACUUGAGAUGGGCGCACCUCCACCUGGUGGUGCUGUUCCGCCUGGUCUGGUUGGCGUGGCAGGGCUUGUAGUAAUAGGAGUUGAGACAGGCACACCUCCGCCUGGUGGUGCUGUUCCGCCGGGUGGUGCUGUUCCGCCGGGUGGUGCUGUUCCGCCGGGUGGUGCUGUUCCGCCUGGUGGUGCUAUUCCGCCUGAUGGUGCUAUUCCGCCUGAUGGUGCUAUUCCGCCUGAUGGUGCUAUUCCGCCCGGUCCUGUCGCUGUGGCAGGGCUUGUAGUGAUAGUAGGAUUUGAGAUGGGCACACCUCCGCCUGGUGGUGCUGUUCCGCCUGGUCUGGUUGGUGUGGCAGGACUCGUGGUGAUAGCAGGAGUUAAGACAGGCACACCUCCCCCAACAGUACGAGUGACGUUAGAGACGCCAGGGCCUGUAGGUAUGGCAGAGGUCAAGGUCACACUCGGCAACCCAGUUGGUCCGGCCCCGGCAGUGCGUGUGACAUUUGCGAAACUGGUUCCUGUAGUCACAGCAAGUCUGGAAGUUUGA
Aspergillus pseudoviridinutans is the source of this 1449-nucleotide messenger RNA. RefSeq lists its product as uncharacterized. NCBI's taxonomy places the organism in Eukaryota, Fungi, Ascomycota, Eurotiomycetes, Eurotiales, Aspergillaceae. The transcript has a single exon. The coding region runs from base 1 to 1449 and encodes 482 amino acids. The record is from RefSeq and is a predicted model, not a curated record.